AUGGAAGGGAUGCUGGAGAUGGAGGCCCAAAGGCUGGAAGAGCAGCUGGAGCUGGAGAGGAGACAGGUCAGAAGGAACAGGUUGCAGCUGGUGUCUGCAGUGGCCCAGUGGAUAGUAUUGCUUUCCUGCUUGGUCUACUUUGGUCUUGGUUUCCUGCAUCCCCCUACGACUCCAAAAUCCCAGUGGAUCGAAGUUGCAGCCACAGAUUACGUCCCCAAGGAGAAACGCAUCAAUAUCUCUUGGAAUCGGGGCACCAUGAACGUCAGAAACCUCUCCAUCCCGAUCUACUGUGAUGGCUUCUACCUGGUCUCCCUGAAGGGAACUAUCAGGGCAAUGCCCCAGAGGAAUGCCUCACUGAGCCUUAAGGUGUACAAGCGGUCCGAUGCGUCCAUCUUGUGUGUGAAGGUCACAGAGGAGGUAGUAGAUUCGGUGACAGUGUCCGAGAUGCGGUUUAAGGAUGAAGUCUACUUGGAGGCCAACAGAGAUGCCAACUACAAAGAUUUGACACUGGGCCUCUUCUUACUGACUCCUCGCUCACACUGCUUACCAGACGCAUAUAAAAUGUAA
Messenger RNA from Terrapene triunguis (Three-toed box turtle), 567 nucleotides. RefSeq names its product tumor necrosis factor ligand superfamily member 4-like. Gene Ontology annotation, molecular function: cytokine activity. Bases 1 to 567 code for a protein of 188 amino acids. The record is from RefSeq and is a predicted model, not a curated record. NCBI's taxonomy places the organism in Eukaryota, Metazoa, Chordata, Testudines, Emydidae. The transcript is spliced from 3 exons.